CUUAGUCCAGUAGGUAACACACAUUCUCCACAAAUCACAAAUGCACUACACAAAUCACCACACUACAACCAAGCUGCCAGUGUUCUUCCUGCACAUUGUUCUACUCGCGCCACUGCUAGUAGGUAGCAGCAGCCUGGACGAAACUGAACAAGGACGCGUUUGGCUGGGAGCCAAACCGAAUCUGAUUUUCCCACCAACAUCACCCACUCGGCAUCAGCUCAUUGCCGGCAUUGGAAUUCCGGUCCAAUCGCACGUGUCCGUCACGGUCGGUUGGGUGCUCAAGGCACAAUAUUUUCUUCCGACCACGGUAGACCAGUUGCGGCCGGACCGCUGGGAAGGUUGGAACAAUUCUCGUCGAUCGCUGUCGGAGCGGGCGCUAGAUCGAGACUAUGAAAGGUACACGGUAACGGAUGUACCGUCGAACGUUGAACCAUUGCCGGAAGAAACGGAAGUAGUCGAUGGAAGUGGUUACGAUGAUGACUUAGACGAUGGAGAUGACAACUACUGGAUGGAUGAGGACGAAGUGAAACUGUUUCAGGAGCUCAAGGAGAAAUCUGCUUCCGUGGACGAACGUUCGCCGAUCGACGGUGAGCCCUACAAUACCGAACGAUCUCGCUGGGUGGUUUACAAAAUGCUCGAGAAGGCGGGCGAACCGUACGGAUUGGGAGGACGCGCCUGUAUGUUGCGCAGUAUCUGUGAGGCUGCCGCUGCACAAUUCACCCACGCCGGCGGAGUGUUUUCCGAAUUGUUUCAUAUUUUAUUUACACCGUCGACGACUUCGGAACCGCUUUCGGAACAUCGUGACAGUGAGUAUCUACGAGCCGAACAACUGGGACGAGAGGGAGCACCUUGUCAGCUAGUUUUUCAUGAGUGCAGAAACACGAUAUUAGAUGUGUUUACAGGUGUGCAUGAUUCUGACACUGAUCUGCUAAGCGUGGCUCACGAUCGGUUGCGGUGGGCAAUUUAGGACUAGAACAAUCAAUAAAAUGAGAAGUGAGCCAAAGUUGUUUCGAUACUCAUUUACAGAGUAGUGCUAAGUGCAAAAAUUGCGGUAAUUAGACAUCGAGUAUUUACAAUCCGGAAAAAAGUGAUAAUUGUUUACUAUU
Messenger RNA from Topomyia yanbarensis, 1106 nucleotides. RefSeq lists its product as uncharacterized. The record is from RefSeq and is a predicted model, not a curated record. NCBI's taxonomy places the organism in Eukaryota, Metazoa, Arthropoda, Insecta, Diptera, Culicidae. The transcript is spliced from 2 exons. Bases 41 to 967 code for a protein of 308 amino acids.